GUCAGAACCCUCAGGUCUGCCUGCUCAGUUCAUCCCAAGAAACCGCUGCUCCAGGACUGGAAGAAGCCUUAGACCCCAGUCCUACCCCAGACAGAAAAACCGAGGCCCAGAGAGGGACAGGAAUCUACCCCAAGUCACACAACGUGUUAGUGGCAGGAACCAGGCCGGAACCCGGGUGCCUUGGUUCCUGGUCUGGACAGAGGUGCCAUGCAGUCCCGGGUCCUUCUCGUCACUGCCCUCCUGGUGCUCCUGGCCUCUGCCCGAGCUAUAGAGGGGGAGGACCCCUCCCUUCUGGGCCUUAUGCAGGGUUACGUCCAGCAUGCCACCAAGACCGCCCAGGACACGCUGACCACCAUGCGGGAGUUCCCGGUGGCCCAGCAGGCCAGGGACUGGGUGACCGGUCGCUUCAGCUCGCUGAAAGACUACUGGAGCACGCUUACAGGCAAGUUCUCUGGGUUCUGGGAUUCGACCUUUGCCGUCACACCGACGCCAGCCUCUGAAGCCAAGUGAGACCUUGACGCACCACGUCUUCCUGCCCACCCAGCCCGCUGGCUCCUUGGGCCAUCCCAAAAGUCGCUUGAAAGUGACGGCAUUCUCACCUUCCGCCCCACCCCAGACCUGGCCCACCCCCAAGCCUCCUGCCCUGCCAAUAAAACUGGAUGAGAAGCUGCCGCGAGUGGGACGUCCCACGCAUGCCAUGUGUGUUCGGGCGUGGAAAUGGGCCAGGGCUCUUCUGUGGGUGGGCGCUGGGCUGCGUCCCACUCAGCCGGCCUGGGGCCAGUGCCCUACGCACCCGUUAGCAGUCGGGUGGUGUCUGGGCCCAAGUUUCCUCAUCACACGGAGGCAGGAGAACUCUGCUUCCACAGGCUUGUGUGGAGGAGAAGAUGGGGUAAGAGGUCCGACAACACUUUGAUAAACUGUCAGAUGCUGU
Molecule: messenger RNA, 931 nt
Organism: Neofelis nebulosa (Clouded leopard)
Lineage: Eukaryota; Metazoa; Chordata; Mammalia; Carnivora; Felidae
Gene: APOC3
Product: apolipoprotein C3
Exons: 5
Coding region: 208-510 (100 amino acids)
Biological process (GO): negative regulation of high-density lipoprotein particle clearance; lipid transport; cholesterol homeostasis
Cellular component (GO): extracellular region; very-low-density lipoprotein particle; intermediate-density lipoprotein particle
Molecular function (GO): lipase inhibitor activity; phospholipid binding; high-density lipoprotein particle receptor binding
Source: RefSeq, a predicted model, not a curated record